Messenger RNA from Bactrocera dorsalis (oriental fruit fly), 470 nucleotides. RefSeq names its product cuticle protein 38-like. Lineage: Eukaryota; Metazoa; Arthropoda; Insecta; Diptera; Tephritidae. The transcript has 2 exons. The record is from RefSeq and is a predicted model, not a curated record. Bases 52 to 375 code for a protein of 107 amino acids.
CUUUGACUGUAUUCAAACCACAACUAAACCACGAGUUCAAACAACACCAACAUGAUCAAAUACGCCGUCGUUCUCUUCGCCCUCAUCGCUUGCGCCGCCGCCAAGCCCGGUCUGCUUGCUGCCGCUCCUUUGACUUACGCUGCUCCCGCCGCCGUCGUCGCCGCUCCAGCUCCUGUGGUGACCGCCACCAGCAGCCAAGUGAUCGCACGCAACUACAAUGGCAUCGCCGCUGCUCCAAUUGUUGCCGCCGCUCCUGUAGCCGCCCCUCUGGUUGCGCGUUAUGCUGCCGCCCCAGUUGUAGCCCGUUACGCGGCUGCUGCUCCUCUCGCCGCUCCUCUUGCUGCCCACUAUGCUGCUGGUCCACUCUUGUGGUGAACGAAAUGCAAAUUCGAAAUAACUUCUUAAGGAAAUAACUUAUAGUCUAAUUGUUAGAGACGGACCAUAUAGCUGUGUUGUUAAGGAUUUUUGUA